Molecule: messenger RNA, 366 nt
Organism: Symbiodinium necroappetens
Lineage: Eukaryota; Dinophyceae; Suessiales; Symbiodiniaceae
Source: the annotation of a GenBank genome assembly
AUGUUCCAUGACACCUCCAAUGAGCCAGCCUCACCAAAGACGCCGGCGAGCAAGAAGGCCGUGAAGUUGAUCGACUUCGACACAUGCCAGGAGUACGAGCCGAAAAGCCCGCGAGCGAGGCACAUCGUGGGCACUCUGGGAUACUUGGCUCCGGAAGCCUUGCAGGGCGACUACUCCCCGGCGCCAGGGCACCCAGGAGACGGGAUCAUUUUCAGAACUUUGGGCUUCGAGGAGGAGGCAGAUCUUUACGCAGUCUUCGAUUCUGCUUCGAACAGGUUUAAGUGCACCAAGACGCGGGUUGCUGCCUGGUUUCUGUUAAACCCGUUGCAACUCCGAAACUUGUACUUGAAGAGCUUGCGAUGUUGA